Dentiscutata heterogama is the source of this 402-nucleotide messenger RNA. The record is from the annotation of a GenBank genome assembly. NCBI's taxonomy places the organism in Eukaryota, Fungi, Glomeromycota, Glomeromycetes, Diversisporales, Gigasporaceae.
AUGGGCCGUUACGGCCACGAAUUUCUUGAAUUUGAGUUCCGUGCUGAUGGAAGAUGUCGUUAUGCUAACAAUUCAAAUUAUCGAAAUGACAGUCUAAUAAGAAAAGAAAUGUACGUUAGUCCCUUGAUGAUGAAAGAAUUAAAACGGGUCAUUCAGGAGAGUGAAAUUAUGAAAGAAGACGAUCAACGAUGGCCAAAAAAGAAUGUUGUUGGGCGACAAGAACUUGAAAUUAGAUUGGGUAAUGAACACAUCUCAUUCGAGACAGCAAAAAUUGGGUCACUUGUUGACGUGCAAGAAAGUGAUGAUCCUGAAGGUCUACGUGUAUUUUAUUAUUUAGUACAAGAUCUUAAAUGUUUGGUCUUUUCAUUGAUCGGGCUACAUUUCAAGAUUAAACCUAUCUAG